CGUCAGGAAAUUUCUGAAUUCCAAAAUAAAUAAAAAAUUUAAAAAAGAACUAAUUUCUCAUUUCGACCUUUCAGGUUUUUUAUGUUCAAACAAAAAGUUUAUUAAAGGUUCCCGUGGAGAACGAGAAAUGAAAAAUAAUCACCGGAUCUGUUUCCCAGGAGUGAUCCACGGCAGCUGGAGCUGCUGGUCCACCUGGGGAGCCUGCUCYGGAGGUCAAAGGUCAAGAACCCGAAGCUGCAACAACCCCGCCCCUAGAGGAGGGGGCCGGAACUGCAUCGGGGAGCAAAGCGAACUAAAACCCUGUGAAGAGCCAGAUAUGCAAUACUUACAGAUGAUGGAGCCUCAGUGCUUUGGUCUCUCCAUAACUCCACCAAAACGGUGCAGACUUCCUCCAGUCCUGAACAACGGGUUCAUUGAGGAUGUUAAAGACUUUUACCCAGUAGGAAGCAGAGUGCAGUAUUCCUGCAUAGAGGAUUUUUACCUUGUUGGAAACGCUGCAGCCACAUGUGGAGAAAACCAGCAGUGGAGCUCAGGAGCAAUGGUUUGUAAAAGUUCCACUUGUGGAUUUCCUGAAAUCGGCGGUUUGGUUGAAGCCACGCCCGUUAAAAAWGCCUACCAGAUCGGAGACACCGUGUCCCUGUCGUGUCCCGCGGGAUCAGAGCUGGUCGGCGAGGGGUCAGAGGUCAGGUGCAGCUCCAGUCUGCAGUGGUCGCCGUCUCCUGAUGAUGCUCAGUGUAGAACAG
Poecilia reticulata (guppy) is the source of this 743-nucleotide messenger RNA. The record is from RefSeq and is a predicted model, not a curated record. Lineage: Eukaryota; Metazoa; Chordata; Actinopteri; Cyprinodontiformes; Poeciliidae.